AAACAAUUGGAAGUUGUCGAUUGAAUUUCCCUCCUCCAUUCUCCCUCUCCCACUCCCACGCCGAUCGAGGUCUGCCGUCGAAUCCCUUCCCCACCGGUGAACAGAACUCAAUUACGCCCAAAACCAGUCUCAAUGGCGUCGAGCUCGACUCCCUCUGUGAGGGACCACGCCUCCGGAAGGCUCAAGAGGGCUGCUUCUACUCUCGCCGAGGAUACGCAGUCUCUCGUCAGCGAAAUCAAAAAAGCCUUCACAAUGGUGAAAAAUAUUGCAGUUGAUCUGGAAAGAGAGAAAGAAUCGACAAAGGUCAAGGAGCUUGAAACUCUAGCAGUUCAGUUGUCAGAAUCUUGUGAUAACUGUAUCCGUCAUGCAUCAGCAAUUCAUACUGUGGGAAAUGAAUAUCAGCCUACCUCAGAGUUCACUGAUUUCAAAAAGUUGCUUGAUGAGCAAUUUAUGAAGCUCAAGGCUAUGCCUUCACAGAAUGAUCGACUAAUCCGUCAAUUUCAGGAAGCUGUUUGGAAUGUUCAUCAUAAAGGUCAGCCAAUGCCGGGUGAGGAGGAGGAGGAUAUCGUGAUGACGAGCACCCAGUCCAACCUGCUGAAUGUGAAAUGUCCUUUAAGUGGCAAAAUGAUUACUGACCUAGCAGAACCAGUUAGAAGGUGCUGCACAGUGCUUUCUUUCGUCGGCCACCCUUUUCAGUCUAAAGUGUUCGCUAUAACAAUUUUUUUGCUGUGUAGUAUGGACUGCAAGCACAUCUAUGAGAAGGAGGCCGUCAUCGCUUACUUACCCCAGAAUGGAAAUAAAAAACAAUGCUGCAUAGCAGGUUGUCCCAAGUUCCUGCAAGCCCAUAGGCUAGUAUGUGAUCCGUUUCUGCUGACUGAAAUUGACGAACUACGCUCAAUGAAUCAACAAACCGAACAGGCUCAAAACGUCGAAGAUUUCACUGGACUUGACGAUGAAGACUAGGACAUUGUAGAUGACUUUAUGAUUUGCAUUCCCAUGAACCAGAAGACGAUUUGGUACUAGUGCGACCUUUAGAAGUUGAAACACUUUUUCAUGUCAUCUGAUGUAAUUAAUUUAUACACUGAUCUGGACAAACAAGGAUGGAAAAGAAGAUUUGGACCAACAUCAGUGGCUUAACUUGUGGUUGCCAAAGUUCUGCAGAAAGCUUCAGUCUUGUACUGCAGCAGUUCUUGAGCAUGUUCAAGUUCAACUGGAAGGUAAUCUUACAUUGAACUGACUGGCAUUGUAAAAGAACAAUAGGGACUAUCACAGCAAAAGCUUGAACUCAGAAUACUUUUUAGAUGAUUGCUAAUGUUACCUUCUUCCGUUGUCAUUAGAUUAACACUUCA
Linum tenue is the source of this 1349-nucleotide messenger RNA. NCBI's taxonomy places the organism in Eukaryota, Viridiplantae, Streptophyta, Magnoliopsida, Malpighiales, Linaceae. The record is from the annotation of a GenBank genome assembly.